CUCUUCUCUUUCCUCUUCUUUUCUUUCUCACUCAAACUUUUGCUUUUCCGCAUGUCUGCAUUUACGGUCAAUAGGUUUGAAGCCCUUCUGGGCGACGAGCCCUCUGAGACGGACAAGCUUGGAAACACAAAGCCAACGGACAAGAAAGAUGAUCAACCGCCCAGUCGCAGCAAGCGUCAGGAUACGCGAAAUUUGCACACCCGUGUAGCAGUGUCGCCCCCGUCUCGAAGAGGCCGUGACCGUGGCGCCGCAGGUGGUGGAGGCGAUUCGCUCGAAAGCAGCAACACCGCCAGCAACGACGCCGCACCUGCUGCCGCCCAACGUCCUCCGCGCGGCCGUCAGUACGAUCGUCACAGUGCCACUGGCAUCGUUGACAACGACAAAAAAGUCAAUCAAGGAUGGGGUCGAGCCGAGACUGCCCAGUGGGAUGCUGCGCAUGACACAAUGUCGCCCGACGACCCAGCAGCGGAGGGUCAGACGGGAUCGGGCACGGCCACGCCUGCGGAGCCUGAGUACAAGACCCUGGAAGAAUACCAGGCUAACCAAGCAGCUAAGCGCGACAACCGCUUCCAGCUUCCUGAAGCACGUCAAGCAAACGAAGGCAGCGACGGUGGCCAAUGGAAGGACGCCGUCCCGCUCAACAAGGAAGACGAGGUCUACUUUGGUGGCAAGGAAGUCGCACAAAAACAAAAGAACAAGAACAAGAAGGAAAAGGUGUACAUUGACAUUGAACACCCACCGCAUCGACCAAGCGGUGGACGAGGCGAACGACGCGGUGGCAGUGGCGAACGUGGCGGACGUGGCGGACGUGGUGGACGAGGUGGGCGAGGCGGUCGUGGCCGCGGAGGUCGUGGAAGAGGUGUAAAUAUGAACGUCAACCUCUCGGAUGCAAGUGCAUUCCCUACUUUGGGAGCAUAAAUUUUCUUGUUGCUCCCUCUCUCUUCCACAAGGAUCUACCCGUACAGAUUAUUGCAGAAGGUGCACAUAAAACAACACACAGCACACAAUAUCAAAAGAAGACAGUUUCUCUCUCACUCUCUCAUCCACUCUUUCAUUUUGUUGUUUGUUUUCAUUUGAAUAAGAAAAAAAAAGAAACUUUAUUUUGGC
Messenger RNA from Zychaea mexicana, 1107 nucleotides. RefSeq lists its product as uncharacterized. The record is from RefSeq and is a predicted model, not a curated record. Gene Ontology annotation, molecular function: RNA binding. Gene Ontology annotation, cellular component: cytoplasm; nucleus. The transcript is spliced from 4 exons. NCBI's taxonomy places the organism in Eukaryota, Fungi, Mucoromycota, Mucoromycetes, Mucorales, Lichtheimiaceae. Bases 52 to 918 code for a protein of 288 amino acids.